Messenger RNA from Cucumis melo (muskmelon), 513 nucleotides. Its product is annotated as FAS1 domain-containing protein SELMODRAFT_448915. Lineage: Eukaryota; Viridiplantae; Streptophyta; Magnoliopsida; Cucurbitales; Cucurbitaceae. The record is from RefSeq and is a predicted model, not a curated record. Bases 1 to 513 code for a protein of 170 amino acids. The transcript has a single exon.
AUGGGCAUAAUUAUUCCUAGAAUUUAUGUUCUUGUUUCUCUCUUAUUCUUAAUUAAUGUUUCUUCAUCCCAAACCUCAAACAAAACAGAUCUCCAAGCUGCCAUUGAAGACAUGAAGGCCCAAUCCUUUUAUGGCUUUGCCAUCCUUCUCCAAAUGCUCAACAUCACUACUCAGUUAACCCUAAAAGAAAUCACCUUCUUCAUCCCACAAGACUCUCAGCUCUCCAAUAUCUCCAUCGCUGUCAACCAUCUCGAGGCAUUCGUGCUCAGCCAUUUGAUUGUCAUGCCGCUUCAAUUCAGUGAUUUGAUUCGAUUUCCGACAGGUUCCAUUGUUCCUUCGGGUUACCAUAAUAGGAUGAUCAGAAUCCAUAACAAUGGAAGAGGCCAUUUUGUUGUGAAUAAUGCUGUAGUCAAUGUUCCUAAUGUUUGUUCCAGUUCUUUGGGUAUUAAGUGCCAUGGGGUUAAUAAGGUCAUAAACUAUGGUGGAGUUACUUAUGGUAAUCUUAAUAAUUAA